Protopolystoma xenopodis is the source of this 486-nucleotide messenger RNA. The record is from the annotation of a GenBank genome assembly. NCBI's taxonomy places the organism in Eukaryota, Metazoa, Platyhelminthes, Monogenea, Polystomatidea, Polystomatidae.
ACAGAGCAAUACUCUACUCGAAUGGGCUUCGUCGCCAAGGUACUGCUGACUGGGCCCCGCAGUGAUUGGCUGAAAGGCCCAAUUCGGACCUCGCUCCCCAUCGGUUGCCAUCGCUCUUCGGGGCGAAGGCUCACAGUAGGACUUAUUGAGGCGCCCUUUGGGGUGGGUGCAUGCUCUUUCAGUUACCGUCUUAAGGUGAUUUGUGUGUACAUGAGACUUAGUACAUUUGCUUGCCGGUCACUGUGGGCCGGACAGUUGUCCUCGUUGGCCUCAGAACGUGAUCUGCAUCAUGUCAAGUCGUGUGCAGGCAAUAGCAGCCAUGAAACUUGGCCCAACAUUCGUUUGGUAUGGCUACGAGUAUGCUGGUUUGCUGUUGCCGGGCUGUUUGGGGUACGCGUUGAAUGUUUUUUUUCCAAGCAAAAGCCGUUUCGUGUUUAUGGCAAAAACAAUUCGGCUUCAAUGUCAAGAUCUGUUUUCGUUGCGUAA